CACCCUUCCAUACCCAAACCUGCCUGUCGCCUCGCCAUCAAUCGCCUCAAUUCGCCGCAGCUCCCUGAGAUCAGCGCACUUCGCUCUCCAUCAGCCGCAUCACUCCCGAGCAGGCUCUCGUCAGUCUUACAGCUAAACUCCGCUCCGCCCGCCCACACAGAGCAGCACCAGCGCCCUGCGAAUCCAGAUAUUCGCCUCUGUCCAACCCAAAUCAGCCAAAACCACCCUCCACAGCCGUUCAAAAUGUUCUCCAGAGGCCUCCGCGUCAUCUCACGGCAAGCUAUUGCUGCCCCCCUCGCCAGACCAGCUCUCGCCGCUCGACAGCUCGCCCCCGUCGCAUCCAUCGAGGCCAGGCGUUCGUACCACGAGAAGGUGCUGGACCACUACGCGCGGCCGCGAAAUGUCGGCUCCAUGAACAAGAGCGACUCUGACGUCGGCACCGGCCUUGUCGGCGCUCCUGCUUGCGGCGAUGUCAUGAAGCUUCAGAUCCGAGUCGACCCGGAGACACAGAAAAUCUCCGAGGUCAAGUUCAAGACUUUUGGCUGCGGCUCGGCCAUCGCCUCCAGCAGCUACCUGACCGAGCUUGUCCGCGGCAUGAGCCUCGACGAUGCCGGCAAGGUCAAGAACACUGAGAUUGCCAAGGAGCUCUGCCUGCCUCCUGUCAAGCGUAUGUAUCGCCACUUACCACCAAAUGGUCUCCAAUGUGCUCUUUAUUUUUUUGCUAACUCCAUGCCGAUAGUGCACUGCUCCAUGCUUGCUGAGGACGCCAUCAAGUCGGCCAUUUCUGACUACUACACCAAGAACCCCUCACGGAAACCCACCGAUCUGAGCGGCACCGGCAUGAAAAUGCCGACCGCCGAGGCCGUUGCCGCUUAA
Messenger RNA from Trichoderma virens Gv29-8, 876 nucleotides. RefSeq lists its product as uncharacterized. Gene Ontology annotation, molecular function: 2 iron, 2 sulfur cluster binding; ferrous iron binding. Gene Ontology annotation, biological process: iron-sulfur cluster assembly; intracellular iron ion homeostasis. The transcript has a single exon. NCBI's taxonomy places the organism in Eukaryota, Fungi, Ascomycota, Sordariomycetes, Hypocreales, Hypocreaceae. Gene Ontology annotation, cellular component: cytoplasm; mitochondrial matrix. The record is from RefSeq and is a predicted model, not a curated record. The coding region runs from base 244 to 876 and encodes 210 amino acids.